CGCUGUUGUGCCCUCCGUGGUAAAUAAGCGGGGGAGUGAGAGGUGCAUGAGAUGGAGAAAAAUGGCGGAUCAUGUGCAGGGCCUCGCCCAGCUGGAGAUCCUGUGCAAGCAGCUGUAUGAGACCACCGACACAUCAGUGAGACAUCAGGCAGAGAAAGCGUUAGUGGAGUUCACCAACAGCCCCGACUGUCUGAACAAGUGUCAGCUGCUGCUGGAGAGAGGGAGUUCUUCGUACUCGCAACUUCUGGCAGCCACAUGUUUGUCUAAACUAGUGUCUCGAACCAGCAACCCUCUACCCCUUGAGCAACGCAUUGACAUCCGGAACUAUGUGCUGAAUUACCUGGCCACGCGGCCGAAGUUGGCAGCCUUUGUCACGCAGGCUCUGAUCCAGCUCUACGCGCGGAUCACCAAGCUGGGCUGGUUCGACUGUCAGAAGGACGACUAUGUCUUCAGAAACGUCAUCGCCGACGUCACCCGCUUCCUGCAGGACAGCGUGGAGCAUUGUAUCAUUGGGGUCACCAUUCUGUCUCAGCUGACCAACGAGAUCAACCAGGUGCGUCCUCCGCCUGCUGUUUCCUUGUUGCCGGAGUACACUGGUAACGCUUUGUGUGCUCAGGCCGACACGACUCACCCGCUGACCAAACAUCGCAAGAUUGCGUCGUCCUUCAGGGACUCGUCGCUUUUUGACAUCUUCACACUUUCCUGCAACCUGCUCAAACAGGCGUCUGGCAAGAACCUGAACCUGAACGACGAGUCGCAGCACGGCCUGCUGAUGCAGCUGCUGAAGCUCAGCUACAACUGCCUCAACUACGACUUCAUAGGAACGUCCACAGACGAGUCCUCAGAUGACCUCUGCACCGUCCAGAUCCCCACCUCCUGGAGAUCAGCGUUCCUCGAUUCCUCCACUCUGCAGCUCUUCUUCAACUUGUAUCAUUCCAUCCCUCCGUCCCUCUCUCCGCUGGUUCUGUCGUGUCUGGUCCAGAUCGCCUCGGUCCGGAGGUCUCUCUUCAACAAUGCCGAGCGAGCCAAGUUUCUCUCUCACCUGGUGGACGGAGUGAAACGAAUCCUGGCCAAUCCACAGUGUUUACCUGACCCCAACAACUACCACGAGUUCUGUCGGCUGCUGGCCCGGCUGAAGAGUAACUACCAGCUGGGGGAGCUGGUGAAGGUGGAGAACUACCCUGAGGUCAUCAGACUCAUUGCCAACUUCACUGUCACAAGUCUGCAGCACUGGGAGUUUGCUCCCAACAGUGUCCACUACCUGCUGAGUCUGUGGCAGCGGUUGGCGGCGUCGGUCCCGUACGUCAAAGCCACUGAGCCUCACCUGCUGGAGACGUACACGCCCGAGGUGACCAAGGCCUACAUCACGUCACGGCUGGAGUCGGUCCAUGUCAUCCUCAGAGAUGGUCUGGAGGACCCCCUGGACGAUGCGGGUCUGGUCCAGCAGCAGUUGGACCAGCUGUCCACCAUCGGGAGGUGCGAGUACGAGAAGACUUGCGCGCUGCUGGUGCAGCUGUUCGACCAGGCGGCGCAGACGUACCAGGAGCUGCUACAGUCCACCAACUCCAGUGCCGCCGACAUCACUGUGCAGGAGGGCCGACUGACAUGGCUGGUUUAUAUCAUUGGCGCUGUAAUCGGCGGUCGCGUCUCGUUCGCCAGCACAGACGAGCAGGACGCCAUGGAUGGCGAGCUGGUUUGUCGCGUGCUGCAGCUGAUGAACCUCACAGACUCGCGGCUGGCUCAGGCGGGGAACGAGCGGCUGGAGCUCGCCAUGCUCAGCUUCUUUGAGCAGUUCAGGAAGAUUUAUAUCGGGGACCAGGUGCAGAAAUCAUCCAAGCUUUAUCGCCGACUAUCAGAAGUUCUGGGUUUGAACGAUGAAACGAUGGUACUGAGCGUUUUUAUCGGGAAAAUCAUCACAAACUUGAAGUACUGGGGCCAGUGUGAACCCAUCACCUCCAAGACCCUGCAGCUGCUCAACGACCUCUCACUAGGGUACAGCAGUGUGAGGAAGCUGGUGAAGCUCAGCGCCGUCCAGUUCAUGUUGAAUAAUCACACGAGCGAGCACUUCUCCUUCCUGGGAGUCAACAACCAGUCCAACCUGAGCGACAUGAGGUGUCGGACCACCUUCUACACUGCACUAGGGCGCCUACUCAUGGUCGAUUUAGGUGAAGAUGAAGACCAGUUUGAACAGUUCAUGUUGCCGUUGACGGCAGCGUUCGAGGCCGUCGCUCAGAUGCUCAGCACAAACACCUUCAACGAGCAGGAAGCCAAGAGAACGCUGGUGGGUUUGGUUCGAGACCUUCGAGGAAUCGCCUUCGCUUUCAACGCCAAGACCAGUUUCAUGAUGCUGUUUGACUGGAUAUACCCGGCCUACAUGCCCAUCCUGCAGCGAGCCAUCGAGCUCUGGUACCACGACCCCGCCUGCACCACUCCAGUCCUCAAAUUGAUGGCCGAGUUGGUUCACAACAGAUCUCAGCGACUGCAGUUUGAUGUCUCGUCGCCCAACGGCAUCCUGCUCUUCAGGGAGACCAGCAAGAUGAUCACUACAUACGGGAAUCGCAUCCUGACUCUGGGCGAGGUGCCCAAGGACCAGGUGUACGGCGUCAAGCUGAAGGGGGUCAGCGUGUGCUUCACCAUGCUGAAGGCCGUGCUGAGCGGGAACUACGUCAACUUUGGAGUCUUUCGUCUCUAUGGAGACGACGCUCUGGACAACGCCCUGCAGACCUUCAUCAAACUGCUGCUGUCCAUCCCUCACAGUGAUCUGCUGGAUUAUCCCAAGCUGAGUCAGUCCUUCUACUCGCUGCUGGAGGUCCUGACCCAGGACCACAUGAACUUCAUUGCCAGUCUGGAGCCUCACGUGGUCAUGUACAUCCUGUCGUCCAUCUCAGAAGGACUCACGGCGCUGGACACCAUGGUGUGCACCGGCUGCUGCUCCAGUCUGGACCACAUCGUCACCUACCUGUUCAAGCAGCUGUCGCGCUCCACCAAGAAGAGGCCGGCGGCCAUGGCCACGGACGACAGGUUCUUGCACAUCAUGCAGCAGCACCCGGAGAUGAUCCAGCAGAUGUUGUCGACUGUCCUCAACAUCAUCAUCUUCGAGGACUGUCGAAACCAGUGGUCCAUGUCGCGACCUCUGCUGGGACUCAUUCUGCUCAACGAGAAGUACUUUGCUGACCUGCGGAACAGCAUCGUCAACAGCCAGCCUCCCGAGAAGCAGCAGGCCAUGCACUUGUGUUUCGAGAACCUGAUGGAGGGAAUCGAACGGAACCUGCUGACCAAGAACCGGGACAGGUUCACGCAGAACCUGUCCGUGUUCCGGAGGGAAGUCAACGACAGCAUGAAGAACUCGACGUACGGCGUCAACAGCAACGACAUGAUGAGCUGACAUUCCACACAGGCGAGUCUCACCCCGCAGCGCCCUCUGGCCCCGCCCUCUCACUGCUUCAGCCCCGCCCCCCCGACACGGGGCCGUUGAGCCAGUUCAGCGAGUAACCACAUUGGCGUCACUUCUACGCAGCCCCUCCCCCAACACGAGCAUAUAUAAAUAUAUACAGAUUUAUUUUAAAGUGGCAGGGGGCGCUAGUCCACCACGGAAGGAGGGGGGAGGGGCGGCCGCCGCCGUAGUAACCCGCUUCUGCCUGCCUUGUAUAGAAACACUCAGAAAACACCUGUACAUUUUCUUUUUUUGGUAACAUUUUGAACAAUGUUUAUAACGACCAACUUUAAAACGAAGAAAAAGAAAACAAAAAACAAACCCCGAAAACCGUGUGAUUGAGCUUUUUACAGUGUAGUGAGUUAGUGCAACUGUCUGUGGGGCGGCAGGGGGCGCCGUUCUCCAUGGCCGCUCCCAGAGCCCCGCCUUCUCUCCCUCUCACCCCAGUGGAGGUCGCGACCCCGCUGACGAAGCCCCUCCCCCGAGCGAAGUCCGCUUCAUGUCGGUGGGUCUGGUACCAACUCUUAAGGCGCCGCCCCCUCCGUCAGUCGUGCAGUGAAGCCCCUCCCACGCCGGACCAUCACGCUGUCGACACUCUGGACUCUGGGACCCGCCCCUCUCCCUGGGGCCUGCCGCCUGGCGUGCGUGGGCGCGCGCGUGUGUGUGUGUGUGUGUGGCGGCGGCGGCGGCGGCGCCCGUGAAGGACCCGGUCGAGUAGAGGAGCGCAGGCGAGCGUAGCUGCUAACUGUCGUGAGGAGCGGGUCAUGUGACGAGCGGUGCUGAGAGCGGCAGGUCAUGUGAUGCGGGCACUGGUGGGUGUUUUGGUUUGUGUGUGAUGUGAAUGUGUUGAUAGACUGUCUGCUACAUUAGUGUCAUUGUGACUGCAAAUAAACCUCAUUGAUUUUUA
Messenger RNA from Synchiropus splendidus (mandarinfish), 4340 nucleotides. It is a transcript of the gene xpo7, whose product is annotated as exportin 7. Gene Ontology annotation, molecular function: nuclear export signal receptor activity; small GTPase binding. NCBI's taxonomy places the organism in Eukaryota, Metazoa, Chordata, Actinopteri, Syngnathiformes, Callionymidae. Bases 47 to 3385 code for a protein of 1112 amino acids. The transcript is spliced from 27 exons. The record is from RefSeq and is a predicted model, not a curated record. Gene Ontology annotation, biological process: protein export from nucleus. Gene Ontology annotation, cellular component: nuclear pore; cytoplasm.